AUGGUGGGAGCCUCGGUGCCGGUUUCGGGCGAAAAAGAUGGAGCGAGCAGCAUUCUCACACAGAAGAGAAAACGGUCUUCCAAAUCUUCACCUGAUAAGAGACUCUCGCCGGCGCUGCUCGAUCUGAAUGUUCUUGAUUGUCCCAUUUGCUUCGAAGCAUUCACGAUUCCUAUCUUCCAGUGUGAGAAUGGACAUUUAGCUUGCUCUUCUUGCUGUCCCAAAAUUAGUAACAAAUGUCCAACAUGUGCUUUGCCUACUGGUCACAUUCGCUGCAGAGCAAUGGAGAGUGUUGUUGAAUCAGUUUGUGUUAUUCCACCGCACACCAUGAGAGAUUCAAUUGGUUCCUUUGCGGCCAACCCAUUAAUGUAA
Messenger RNA from Brassica rapa (field mustard), 369 nucleotides. RefSeq names its product E3 ubiquitin-protein ligase SINA-like 7. The record is from RefSeq and is a predicted model, not a curated record. NCBI's taxonomy places the organism in Eukaryota, Viridiplantae, Streptophyta, Magnoliopsida, Brassicales, Brassicaceae.